AUGUUGUCCUGUGCUCGAAGCCGCGUCGCGGCCUUUUCCACGGCGUGGACUCCCCGAUUCGUCGCCCGGGCCAGCUACUCGACAACCGUGCCUCGCCUGACAGAGAACCGCAUGCAAGCCAACGACCCGACCCCGCGAACUCCCAAGCCCAAUGUCUCUGCCACCAAUGCUACCCCUACCGACUCGCAGGGUGUAUGGGAUGCUCCCCUGCGCGAGGAGCCCGAGGCCGGCGAGCGUAGCCGCCAGCUUCAGGCCCCCAACCGUGCCACUACAUGGGCCGCUAGCCAGCAGCCGAGGGAACAGGCUAUGACCGGUCCUCGUUUUGAGCAGACCAUUAUGGAGCUUCAGCCUCAACCCUUGGCCGCCAUCGAACUUAUCCACAAGCAGCCCGUGCGCUGGACCAACAAGAGAAUUGUCAGCUGUGACGGCGGCGGCGGCCCGUUGGGUCACCCCCGUGUCUUCAUUAACACUGACAAGCCCGAGAUUGCUACCUGCGGCUACUGCGGUCUUCCCUUUGCCCACGAGCAGCACCGUGCAUACCUCAAGUCUCUCCCCGCUACCAGCUACCCCCUUGAACCCACCGGUGAUGCCACUGAGGUGAACGAGACGCAACGUGUUACCGAAGGUGCAUUCGAGCAGCGGUAG
Messenger RNA from Aspergillus udagawae, 645 nucleotides. RefSeq names its product zinc-finger domain-containing protein. The record is from RefSeq and is a predicted model, not a curated record. Gene Ontology annotation, biological process: mitochondrial electron transport, NADH to ubiquinone. NCBI's taxonomy places the organism in Eukaryota, Fungi, Ascomycota, Eurotiomycetes, Eurotiales, Aspergillaceae. The transcript has 3 exons. The coding region runs from base 1 to 645 and encodes 214 amino acids.